AUGGAUCGCCUUAACCGGAUGCUCCAGGCUGCCCAGGGCAUGGGCAUGGGUGGUGGUGCCCCGGGUGGUGACACACCGAACCUGAUUGAUAACUCCGAAACUGUCCACAUCUCUUCCCUGGCUCUGCUCAAGAUGCUACGACACGGCCGUGCAGGUGUUCCAAUGGAAGUCAUGGGUCUGAUGCUAGGCGAGUUCGUCGAUGAGUACACAGUUCGGGUUGUGGAUGUUUUUGCCAUGCCCCAGAGCGGUACUGGUGUCAGUGUUGAGGCCGUGGACCCUGUGUUCCAGACCAAGAUGAUGGAGAUGCUCCGGCAAACGGGACGGCCAGAAACUGUUGUUGGCUGGUACCACUCGCAUCCUGGUUUCGGCUGCUGGCUCUCCUCGGUCGAUAUCAACACUCAGCAGUCCUUCGAACAGCUCACACCUCGUGCCGUUGCCGUUGUCGUCGAUCCCAUCCAAUCAGUGAAGGGUAAGGUCGUCAUUGAUGCGUUCCGUCUCAUCCAGCCUCAAACCGUGGUCAUGGGCCAGGAGCCCCGCCAGACCACAUCCAACUUGGGUCACCUCAACAAGCCUUCGAUUCAGGCUCUCAUUCACGGCCUCAACCGCCACUACUACAGCAUUGCGAUCGAUUACCGCAAGACAGGAUUGGAGGAGAACAUGUUGAUGAACCUCCAUAAGCACGUAUGGACCGAGGCCUUGGACAUGAGUGACUUCCACGAGGAGGGUCAGCACAACGUGGAGCGCAUGAAGCAGCUUGUUCUCCUUGCCGAGGGCUAUGAAAAGCGCAUCAAAGAAGAGACCGAGCUGAGUAAGGAUCAGCUGAAGACAAGAUAUGUCGGCAAGGUCGACCCCAAGAAGCACAUCGAGGACGUGAGUCAACAGUUGAUCGAAGAUAACAUUGUCGCCGUCUCGAGGCAGAUGAUUGACAAGGAAGCUUCCGUGGCCCGGCAAUCAUCGUCCAAAGACAACAGUAACGGUGCUGUCAUGGAAGUGGACGAAGAUCUCUAA
Messenger RNA from Penicillium canescens, 1008 nucleotides. Its product is annotated as proteasome regulatory particle lid subunit RPN11. Gene Ontology annotation, cellular component: proteasome regulatory particle, lid subcomplex. The transcript has 4 exons. NCBI's taxonomy places the organism in Eukaryota, Fungi, Ascomycota, Eurotiomycetes, Eurotiales, Aspergillaceae. Bases 1 to 1008 code for a protein of 335 amino acids. The record is from RefSeq and is a predicted model, not a curated record. Gene Ontology annotation, molecular function: proteasome binding; protein binding; metallopeptidase activity. Gene Ontology annotation, biological process: proteasome-mediated ubiquitin-dependent protein catabolic process; protein deubiquitination.